UUUGGUGACAGGUGAAAUGAAGCUUCAUACUAAGCCAUUUCCUGGUCCUGUAUAUGAAUAUAUCUUUUUCUUAUCAUGGUUACUGUUUAAACCAUUUUGGACAAGUUUGAAUUGCUUACUCUCAUUGGUAUUAGCCACUACUGCAGAGAGGAAAUCCCCAAACCACUUGUUUAUAAAAAGAUUUUGUUUGUUGUUGCCAUAUCUUCUCCUUACAAUAAUAUUAUCACCAUUUGCUUUAAUUGGCUACAUUCUGCGGUGUGUGGUUUAUACUAGGAGAAACCCAUAUACCCUUUCCAUACAGAAAACUUCAUCAAACCAGCAAACAAAACAUCAACUUGGUGAAAUUGGAAUUGGAACACUUAACUUAUGUUUAUUACCAGAAUAUUUAUCUAGAAGUAAUAAUUUAGCUAAUGCUUCUUAUCGUACUAAAGAAAUAGGAAAGAAAAUAAUUAUUGAUCAAAUGUAUUAUGGAGAAAGAGACACAAAUAAAGGCCUGAAAAUGAAAUCAAAUUCUUUAAAUGCUGGAGUAACAUGUCAUUUUCCUAAUAUGGACUUUGUGUGUUUACAAGAAGUAUGGCAAUCAGACUAUAGUAUGCUUUUGAAAAAUGAACUUCACAAAAUCUAUCCUUAUAUUAUAUGUGAUGUGGGAAUGUACAGUAGACAUAGUAAUUUUUACUGUUUAAAUAGUGGCUUAAUGUUUGCUAGUAAAUAUGAAAUAAUAGGAGCAGAUUUUCAACACUUUAAUUCCAGUUGUAAGCAGUGUGUUUAUUCCAGUAAAGGACUAUUAAUGGUAAAGGUUUUAUUAUGGUAUGAAAAUGUAAGAGAAGAUAAAGCAGUUGUAGGAUAUAUUUAUAUUACACAUCUACAGGCAUAUCAGGGGAAACUGAAUAUAAAUUGUAAACAAUUAGAUGAAAUAGUGAAAUGGACAAAAGAAUUCAGAGAGAAGUCAAAAAAAGACAAUGAUAUUGUAGCCUUUGAUAUUAUUUGUGGUGAUUUUAAUUUUGAUAACAUUUCUCCAGGUGAUAAAGAGGCAAGAGAACAUGAAAUAUUUAAUUUGUAUAAAGAUGAUGGUAGAGUAAAGACUGGUGUGGAUCAGGAUUGGACAAUAGGUACUGAAAUGAGACAAUUGAAUAUGUAUAAUGAAGAAGUUUUGACACCAGAAGGACUAAAGUUAUGUUUAGAUACACCUAUUAAAAGACAAGAAUAUUUAACAGAUGGUGAUAUAAUAGAAGCUAAUUUAGAUACUAUAGUUUAUACUCCACAUAAAACUACACUAAGUAAUGUUGGUGGAAAACGUAGAAUAGAUUACAUAAUACAUAAUAAACAAUGUCCUGUGGUACCAUACCAGUUUAAUUUUAUUACCAGACUAACAACUUUAACUGAUCAUAUUCCAGUUGUCAUGCAAUUCUAUAUACCAAAUAGAAAACCCACAUAGACAUGAUAUACUUUUCUUUUUGUAUUUUUUUUAAUUAAAUAUUUUCACUCAU
Molecule: messenger RNA, 1487 nt
Organism: Lottia gigantea (owl limpet)
Lineage: Eukaryota; Metazoa; Mollusca; Gastropoda; Lottiidae
Exons: 6
Coding region: 17-1435 (472 amino acids)
Cellular component (GO): cytoplasm
Molecular function (GO): sphingomyelin phosphodiesterase activity
Source: RefSeq, a predicted model, not a curated record